Messenger RNA from Neoarius graeffei (lesser salmon catfish), 1905 nucleotides. RefSeq names its product programmed cell death 7 (gene pdcd7). The transcript has 5 exons. The coding region runs from base 130 to 1731 and encodes 533 amino acids. NCBI's taxonomy places the organism in Eukaryota, Metazoa, Chordata, Actinopteri, Siluriformes, Ariidae. The record is from RefSeq and is a predicted model, not a curated record.
ACUCCAGACCAGUUGGUGGCGGUAAUGCACCAUAACGUUGUUUGCCAGCCGCCAUAAAACGCCAAGAAGAAGCAGAAGAAGAAGAACCCGGAAGUGGUGGACUUGUAAAGGCAGUAGAAGAACGUGAACAUGGAUAAAUCGCAGCAGCAUUAUUCCGGGGGGUCGUCAUAUUCAUCUGCUCCUCCACCGAUGGCGCCGAGAAGAGACUUUCCUGCAGCACCUUCACCAGAGUCAUGGGAUGUUUACCGGCAGCAUCAGACUCAGGCGGUUCCACACAGUCACUGGCCCCCGUUUCCCGUGGCAACACCACCACCACCACCCGGCUCCUCUCAUGUUUACCCUCCACACCCGCCUUUCGACCCCAGCAGACCUCCUCCUGGUUAUUUCUCGACACCCCCAGCAUCGACACCUUCUUCUCCUGCAAGCCUAAAGCCUGGACACAGUGAGGAUCUCCCUCACUUUCAUCCACCCAGCAGAGCUUACCAGUCCAACAUGGAUAACUAUCACAGAGGACAUUUUGAUCAGCGUGGCAGCUUUUCCAACUCUGCUCCACCGUCCUAUCAGCCUAGUUUCCAAUCUAACAACAUUUUGGCUCCUAAUUAUUCUGUGGACCAUCAUAAACAAAAUUAUCCAUCACAAGCUCCUUCUGAUCACUUUGACAAAAGCAUUAACAGAUUUGAUGAGGAUGCCUGGCAGAGAAAACAAGACGAACAGUGGAUUAAUACUUUCUUGCGCAGAAGGACAAAAAUGGCACCACCUUCUUCAGCGAAGCGCUGUCCUCCAAAACAGUCUGUGUCUGAUUUCCGAGAGAAGCUGUACGUGGCGGUUAAAAUGCUGUCUGAGCUCUCUGAGGUGUGCCAAACCUUAAAAAACAACCUUGAGAAUGAAAAUGUAUGGACUGACUCGUACUCAAGAGCAGUGGCGCUGAAGAGCAGCCUGGAAGAAAGCCUGAAGACUCUGAAUGAUCCUGAAAGAGUGGACAUGGUGAAGAAGAAACUGACUUUGAUCAAGAAGAAGCGAGCACGCGUGCGUAGGAAGAAAGCCGAGCGUGAGGAGGAGAAACGAGAGCGAGAAGCACGAGCUGCAGAGAAAGAGGCAGCUAUUGAUAAGCACCAGAUGAAGAAGAUACAAGAAAUUGAAGAAAAAAACAGGGAGCGAGAACUGAAGCUGGCAGCUGAUGCUGUUCUCUCUGAAGUCAGGAGGAAGCAAGCUGAUGCCAAGAGAAUGCUGGACAUCCUCAAAGCUCUGGAAAAGCUUCGGAAACUCCGCAAAGAAGCUGCGUCCAGGAGAGGCAUGUUUCCAGAGAAGGAGAGUGAUGAAGUGUUUGAGGGCCACCUGACGAGGCUCAGGACUCUGAUCAGGAAACGCGUGGCUGUCUACGGAGCCGAGGAGAAAGCACUGAGGGUCAUGCUGGAGGGAGAGCAAGAGGAGGAGCGCAAACGUGAUCAUGAGAAGCGGCAAAGAAAAGAGAGAGAGAAGCUGCUGCAGAAGAAACGGGAGAUCGACAUGAUGCUGUUCGGAGCUGAACUGCCUCUUGAUCAUCCACUUCAGCCGUACCAAGAGUACUACACCCAGGCAGAGAAGUCACUACCUGUCCUCGUCCAAAUAAGGAGAGACUGGGAUCAGUUUUUGGUUCCUCUAGAUCACCCUGAUGGUUCCACCAUUCCUCAGGGCUGGGUUCUACCAGAGCCACCAGCUGAUGACAUCUGGGCCAUCGCUCUUGAGAAAUGAACGUCGAAUGAAAACUCAUCCAGUUCAUUACUGUAUAUAACUAACUGAUAUCUCGAAGAUUGAGUGUUGGACUGCAACUUACCACCAUCUUGUGGCGCACUAAUCUCCACUAUUAUUUAUUAUAUCGUGUAUAAUACUUUAAUAAACUCUGCGUACUGAGUUGUUUGUACUGAA